AUGUGUGGGAAGUCUACUCUUAUUUUCAAUCUUCAUGGACAACCGAAACAAAGAAGAAGUAAACCCACGGCCAGCGGAAACCAAGCGCAGCUGAUCGUAACUCUAGGAUUUCAGUGGACAGGAAGUCACGUGGCUUCCUCCUCCGGAAGUAGACGUGGCCGGCUUCUUUGGGCGUGUGGUGAUUGGUGGUUGCCGGCCGUCUCGGACGGGCUCCCGCAAAGAAUGAAGCGGAGAAAGCCGGAGCUCCGGAGAGGGGCUGUGCUAGUGCGCCUGUUGCUGUGGGGGCUCCUGGAAACGAAGGCGGCCAUGGGCGGCGGCGGCGGCAGGUCGCUCCCGCAGUUUAGCGACGACGUGCCUUUCCGAGUAAACUGGCCGGGCAAAGAAUUCAUCCUGCCUACUGCUGGGGUUCUGUACAAAGAAGAUUAUUACAUCAUUAUGACAACAGCAGAUAAAGAAAAAUACAAGUGCAUUCUUCCAGUGUUAGCUAAUGGAGAUGAGGAGGAGGAAAAGGAUUAUAAAGGACCAAGCCCAGCUGAAUUGUUGGAACCUCUGUUUAAGCAAAGUAGCUGUUCUUAUAGA
This is a messenger RNA of Python bivittatus (Burmese python), 579 nucleotides long. NCBI's taxonomy places the organism in Eukaryota, Metazoa, Chordata, Lepidosauria, Squamata, Pythonidae. The record is from RefSeq and is a predicted model, not a curated record.